UUUUGUCUUGCGGUUGCCACUAACGACGCUUCCGCCAACUUGCCGCGCCUUCGACAUCAUCUCGCGAAAGGAGGAGAAAACGCGGCACAACCCCGCUCUUCAAUUGCGAGUUGUCUGUGUCUACUCCCUAGGAGAUCCAUACGGACCGCUCUCCUGCCUCAUACAAUGGAUCGCCGCACGUACGAGGGACUGAUGGACUGGGAGUAUCAGUCACAACCCCCUGUGGAUCACUCGAGUCCAUUCGCAAAAUUCUCGCAGAAGCAGCCGACGUCAACCUUCAGUUCGCCGACGAAACAGCAAUCGUCCAAUCCCAACCCCUUCGCUACUGAGGGCACUCUCAAUGGCUCGCCUUCCAGAUCACAAGCUGAACCGCGACCACCGCACACCUCACUAUUCAACCCUCAAAUACAGCUUAAGCCAUCGGCGCCAGCAUUCAGAAACCCCGCAUUCACCACACCUCAGAAACGUUUCGAUGAACUUGUGGCUCCGGAUUACUCUCCGGCGGACUCGAGUCCCUCUAUGACAGAUACGUCAGUGAUGCCAGCAGAUACCCCAGAGUUCGAUCGAGAAGAGGAUUUCAGGAAGCCCCUCGUCACGCCAUCCACCGGAAAGACGCUGUUCAGCAAAACGUUGCUUCGGAAUCACGCGUCUGGACGGGGAGAGAUUCCAAGAGUCAGCCGAGACAAGGUCAGGAAACGGAAGAGGCUGAACGGCGACAGGGAUGUUGGCAGCGUUCGGCCCCGCCUAGCGCACGACUCUGACGAGUCGGACUCCGAAUUCGAAGAUGGACAGGGCACCGGGGCCAAAGGAAGUAAACGGGGCAAAGAAGCUCCGCGGGGCUGGUUCAGCAGUUUUCUGUCCUCCAUCAGCGACCACCCGAGCGCGCCAGCAAUACUCUCGAAGUGGUUGCAGCUCGGCGUCAACCUUAUCCUGACCAGCCUCGUGCUUUGGGCCAUAUUCUACGUCCUCCUCCAGAUUCGGUCUGACCUGCAUCAUGCAAACGAAAAAGCCCGGGCCGCGCUCGCCAACGAGAAGUCGAUCUGCUCCGAAAACUACAUCAAAAACCGCUGCGAGCCGAGAAGAAACCGGGCGCCCGCUCUGGACGGGCCCUGCAACGAAUGGGCAGCAUGCAUGGACCAGGAUGAAUCGGCUAUCAUGCAGGUCCAGAUCUCAGUAAGGAAUGUUGCGGAGAUCAUUAAUGAGUUCGUUGGUGUCUUGACGUUCAAGACCUGGGGAUUCCUUAUAUCGGUGUUCCUAGCCGUUGUCUUCGCUAAUAAUGUCGGGUUUGCCUUCCUACGCGAAUCCGCGUUGCAGCAACCCCCAAAGCCGGUGGAACCCUUGCACCCUCCGCCAGUGGUGCCGCCUAUGCUGGGGUCUGCAGCAGCACACAAUCCCCAGCAGGCCUAUAUCUGGGCGCCGCUCAGCCAGACACCAAGGCAUAUCCGGAAGAGCUACUUUGUCAACGACGCCACCGACUCGGAGGCAUCACCGGAUUUCAAAAUGAUCCUGCCCCCGCAGACACCGUCAGGCAGGAGGAGCCCUAGCAAGGGGGAUAGGGGGCGAAGUCCCUCAAAGGGCACGCGGGUACGGAGCCCGAGCAAGGGGUACUAGACCGGUGUGGACUACUGCCGGUGCACUUUUUCCGCCGGAGUUUUGUAUUCUACCUAUGUAUAUUGUACUUUACAUUCUGAAUCGUCUUUGUCCUGGGAAGUUUGGGGGUUGGACUGGUAUUUGGCAGCACAUCCUUGGUUCGUGAACAUGGGAUUGUUCCGUGGCUCUGCAACGGCGCGGUGAUGUUUAAUCUGGGUUAUCUUCAUCUAACACGAACACUACUACAUUGGUGGCUAGAUCUUCUGGUUAUGUUCUCUUGCUCGGUACAUCUGGACCUUGCAAUCUCACUUCACUAUGCUAUCCCUUCACUUGAAUUUUAAUAACCAACCACGUGUGAAAGCUUGUCCAGCCAUGAAUAGCCAUUUCUUAGCAGUGGAUAUCUAGUUCUUGCGACACGGUUUAAUUAAGGACAAAAUC
Messenger RNA from Thermothelomyces thermophilus ATCC 42464, 2028 nucleotides. RefSeq lists its product as uncharacterized. The record is from RefSeq and is a predicted model, not a curated record. Gene Ontology annotation, biological process: lipid homeostasis; nuclear envelope organization. Bases 166 to 1611 code for a protein of 481 amino acids. The transcript has 3 exons. Gene Ontology annotation, cellular component: nuclear envelope; nuclear membrane. NCBI's taxonomy places the organism in Eukaryota, Fungi, Ascomycota, Sordariomycetes, Sordariales, Chaetomiaceae.